CGAUGACAGACUGACGGGUGUUGUCGGGCUGUCCUCACACUUUUCUGACACGCCGUUUUGUAAACGGGCAGAAAGCGAGAGGAUAAAUGGCAGAAGACACGAGACUUUACACCAAUGAGCCGGAAACGGAAGGAAAGCAAGUUGAUGUGACUUGGAGAAUUGACGAGAAGGAUCAAGAUGAAGGAGACUUAUUUCAGCAGUCGGAAACUGACGAUCAGAGGCCUUGGUGGAAGACAAACUUCUUCGUUCGUGAGCGUGUUCUCUUCGGAACGUGGGAUGGUGUGUUUACGUCAUGUGUCAUCAAUGUGUUUGGUGUGAUCAUAUUUCUCAGAACAGGAUACAUGGUGGGUUACGCAGGCAUGGGUCUUUCGUUUCUCAUCAUAUGCCUCACUCUCGCAAUCGCCGUUGUCACAAUCUUAUCAGCCACUGGUUUGUGUGACAAGAUUCCUCUAGGACCGGGAGGAGUCUACUUCGUACUCUCAUACGUACUGGGAGGAAGACUCGGGUUUGUAGUGGGAACUUUGUACACAUUUGGACAGGCCGUUUCCAUGUCUCUCUUUGCUGCUGGUCUCGGUGAAGCCGUUGCAUCAACUUUUGGGUGGGACUCAACUUGGGCCAUUCGCGGUGUUGGCCUACUCACCGUGUUGUUGCUCUUCGUGAUUGUUCUUGCUGGAGUCAAGUUUGUCAUUCGACUGCAGCUGCUGUUGCUGCUUGUUUUGCUCAUGUCGGCUCUCGAUUUCAUCAUCGGUUCGUUUGCUCACACCGACAAAGAUGCUGAAUUUUUUGGCUAUCGUUCUGAUCUGUGGAGCCAAAAUGGGUCUCCGUCGUUUUCUAACGAGUCAUUCUUUAUCGUGUUUGGAGUCUUUCUUCCGACGGCCACUGGCAUGAUGGCUGGGAUGAAUAUGAGCGGCGACUUGCGGAGACCCAAGAUUAGUAUACCUGCGGGAACUAUGUGUGGGUUUGUUGUUAGUGGGUGUCUCUAUUUGACGUUUGCACUCAUUUUGGGUGCAACGUGUACUCGUCAUGCCUUGCAGACUGACUAUAUGAUAGCAUCUAAGGUGUCUCUGGUUGGUGCCUUCUUUAUCGCUGGUUUGUUUGUGGCGUCGUGUUCCACUAUUCUGGGUGCCAUGUUUCAAGCACCUCGUGUCUUUCAGUCAAUAGCAAGAGACAACAUGAAUUCCAGCAUUCUCAGAUGGUUUGCCAGUGGACGUGGACCGAAUAAAGAACCGGUGGCUGCUGUUGUUCUUGUAUUUACUAUUUCGGUUCUCUUUCUUUUUGUUGGCCACGUCAAUGCUCUAUCUCCAAUUGUCAUCAUGCCAUUUCUUCUCACAUACGCCGCUGUUAACUAUGCAUACUUUGCACUGGCUAUGAGUCCCGGGGAAAGUCGCAAUGGUUAUGAAAGACUGACAGAUGACAGUAAUGUCACAGUCAAUAUUGAAAGAGUGGAAGAAGAGGUAGACAAGAGGGAAGGUCAGAGUCAAGAUGGUUGGGGAGAAGAGGGAUUGACGGAAGGAGACAUUGGGCAGAGUUAUCAGUCUUGCACAGACGGACUGUCAUCUAUGACGUCUGGUGACGUCGAACAAGAUGAUACAAUGAAGCAAAUUAGGGCGGGGUCAGAUGAAGGCAUACCUGACGAGAGAGACACCCCUCAACCGGACGGUGUCAUCAGACUCUUUCCACAGUCUGGCAUUGGUGUCUACAACCGGUUCAAUUCGACUUCGUUGAGCAACCUCUUCAAGUCGUGCGACGAUUCUACGUCGACUCUUGUGGUUACCAAGUCCAAUCCAAGGAAACACAAAUCUCGUCACUGGACCCAACGACUGAAGUUCUGGUCGAAGAAAAAAGACGACGAUGAUAAUGAUGAUAUGGUUUCUGAGAUGAUAGCACGUUUGGUGUCUCGUCUGGUGAAUAAGUGGGUGUCACUGGUUGGGGCCGUGUUCGAUAUAUUGGUGAUGUUUCUUAUUCACUGGGGAUAUACGUUAGCCAUCCUGACGGCCGCCUGUCUGCUUUACAUCUACAUCAGCAAAACAAGUCAAGGACUCGCACCCGGAGUCGCAGAUUUCAGUUUCACCGAGUGGGUCAAGUCGUUGCCAUCAUGUCUCAGACCGGGGUCUAAACCAAGACAUCAACCGAUCAUUAUCCCACCUUCUUCUGUUCCCAUCGUCUACUCUGUUGAGCAAGUGACGUACGAAGGACCAGACUAUGAGGAGCGGGAGAAGAGACAUAGAUCAGUGAAAACGACAGCCAUGACGACAUAUCCAACUACAGCUAUUGUCACACCGAUAGUCACUUCAAAAUUGUUGCCCACGAACCAAUAAUGAUUGUGAAUAUUAGAAUGCUCCACAUGGGUUCUGUAAACUACUGUACAUUGUGUUGCUGCGAGUUUUUUUAUUUAAGUGAGAAAAGUUGUA
Messenger RNA from Corticium candelabrum, 2411 nucleotides. Its product is annotated as solute carrier family 12 member 8-like. Bases 87 to 2318 code for a protein of 743 amino acids. The transcript has 15 exons. Gene Ontology annotation, biological process: potassium ion homeostasis; potassium ion import across plasma membrane; cell volume homeostasis. The record is from RefSeq and is a predicted model, not a curated record. Gene Ontology annotation, cellular component: membrane. NCBI's taxonomy places the organism in Eukaryota, Metazoa, Porifera, Homoscleromorpha, Homosclerophorida, Plakinidae. Gene Ontology annotation, molecular function: potassium:chloride symporter activity.